AUGGAAUCCAUAACGCCCCGCGCGGCACGGGCGCCACGAUGGGUGCGGCCGUCUCUGGGCGUCUUCCGUCCGACCGGGCCCUCUUUGCCCAAUGCGUUCCCGGAGCGGUCGCGCCAAAGGAGGCUCCUUCUCAUGGGCGCAGUGGCGACGCUGCCCGUCGCAGGUGCCGGCGCGAACUCCAAGACGCUUGCCCAGGAGCUGGGUGGGAGAAGCCAACGCAGUCGCACAGAGGUGGCGCUUGCCAUGCUGCGGCUGCUUCGAGGUAUCGACUACCUGUGGCUGAGCCUCGGGAUCCUUGGUCUCCUUUUCACUUCCUUGGCCGAGGUCGCCUCGCCUCCUCUGGUGUCCGCAGCACUCUUCGCAGCCGUCCAGGGACUCGGGCGGGCUCUCCUCUGCCAGCGCGCCACCGCCGUCGCAGCCGCUGCGCUAGUGGGUGGAUGUGCUGAGUGCUUGAAGAACUUUGCUUUCAACAUGUUACGCAGUCGGCUUGUGGCGCGACUGCGCGCGGACACCUUCGACGCCCUGCUGGGUCAGGAGCUGAGUUUCUACGACGAGGUGGAUGCGGGGGAGCUCACGUCACGUCUGAGCUCCGACUGUAUGUCUGUCUACUCCUACCUGAGCGACGUGCUGAGUUUCUUCCUCCGCUCCGGGGCUGUCACCAUAGCAAGCCUUCUGGCACUCCUCCGCCUGGACUUGGCGACGACGGCGCGGCUUGCUGCACUGCUGGUGCUCCUGUGGGUCUGUUCCGAGUGGUACGGCCGGGUGACGAGAUCUACCGGGCGCAAAACGCAGGACGGCUUAGCAGAGUUGGGCCGCGUUGCGAACGAGGCCUUGUCGCUCCUGCGCACCGUGCGAGCUCUUGGAGCUGAGGCCUUGCACUGCAGACUCUUCCGGAAGCGGAAUGCCGUGAUUGAUGCGGCGCAGCGUGAACGAGGCCUGGCGCUAGGCCUUUUCUCCGCGGCGGCGAACGGCACGCCGCCACUACUGUCCGCCCUGGCUUUGUUUUUCGGCGGCCACAUGGUGCUGACUGGGCAGAUGACUGGGGAGGCGUUGGCAACAUACCUGCUUUACCUGGACACUGCGGCAGACGGCGCCCUUGAGCUGGGUGUGGAGUGGUCUUCGUGCAACGACGCACUCGGCUCGGCGGAACGAGUCGUGGCCUUGCUGGCUUCGGCGAAGGGCGCGGCAAAGAAUCGCGCCGGGAGCCGGUCCAAAGGAGCCAGGGGCGACAUUUGCUUUCGUCACGUCCGCUUCGCAUAUCCCUCCCGACCACAACGGGAGGUACUCACCGACCUCUGCCUGCACUGCCCGGCCGGGAAGACCACGGCCCUGGUCGGCUUCAGCGGCUCAGGGAAGUCAUCACUCUUGGGGCUUCUCCUCCGCUUCUACGACUUGGAGGAGGGAGGGGGCUCGGUGACCUUUGACGAUGUCAACAUCUCGGAAUACGACCCUGCCUGGUUGCGCAACCAUCUCGGGGUCGUAGGUCAGCAGCCAAGGCUUUUCCGUGCCAGCAUCAAGGAGAACAUUGCCUGGGGCCUGCGGGGCGUCUCCGAAGCCAUGGUAAAGCAGGCAGCAGAGACCGCGAGAGCCGCAGAGUUCAUCGAGUCUCUGCCGCAGGGAUACGACACCAUUUGUGCGGACGAUCGGCUGCUCUCAGGAGGCCAGCGCCAGCGCAUAGCCAUCGCGCGGGCCCUCAUUCGAGACCCGACAGUACUUCUGCUGGAUGAGCCAACAUCCGCCUUGGAUGCAACGAGUUCGGCGGAGGUCUCGCAAGCCCUGGAGCAGGCCCAGUGGUCUGAACGGCGCGGCGUGCACCGAACAGUCAUCAUUGUUGCCCACGACCUGCGCCUGUCCAUGGUCCAGCAUGCGGACAAGAUCGUGGUGAUGGAUGGAGGUCGGAUCGUGGAGGAAGGUCGGCACGAGGAGCUGUUGGAGCUAGGCGGCAGCUAUACAAGGUUAGUUCGAGAUCAGCGACUGCCCACAGAGCAUACGCCGCACGUGUGA
Molecule: messenger RNA, 2004 nt
Organism: Symbiodinium natans
Lineage: Eukaryota; Dinophyceae; Suessiales; Symbiodiniaceae
Source: the annotation of a GenBank genome assembly